Melospiza melodia melodia is the source of this 7439-nucleotide messenger RNA. RefSeq names its product solute carrier family 7 member 5 (gene SLC7A5). Gene Ontology annotation, biological process: amino acid transmembrane transport; neutral amino acid transport. The transcript has 10 exons. Gene Ontology annotation, molecular function: neutral L-amino acid transmembrane transporter activity; L-amino acid transmembrane transporter activity. Gene Ontology annotation, cellular component: membrane. The coding region runs from base 74 to 1642 and encodes 522 amino acids. NCBI's taxonomy places the organism in Eukaryota, Metazoa, Chordata, Aves, Passeriformes, Passerellidae. The record is from RefSeq and is a predicted model, not a curated record.
CCGCCGCCGGAACAAAAGGGGCGGCCGAAGGUGGCGGCGUGGCCGCGCCCGCUGCUCCCGCCGCUCCGCCACCAUGUCCGCCAGCGGCGGCAGCUCCCCCGGCAAUGCCGUGAAGAAGCGGAGCCCGGCCGGCUCGGCCGCCUCGCUGCCGCAGGAGGAGGAGAAGCAGGCGAUGGAGAAGAUGCUGGAAGGGGCGCAGGAGAACGGCUGUGCCCGCUCGCCGUCGCCCUGCGGCUCGGCGGAGGGGGUGACCCUGAAGCGGAACAUCACCCUGCUCAACGGCGUGGCCAUCAUCGUGGGCACCAUCAUCGGCUCCGGCAUCUUCGUCACCCCCACGGGCGUGCUGCGGGAGGCCGGCUCGCCGGGGCUCUCGCUCGUGGUCUGGGCCGUGUGCGGCGCCUUCUCCAUCGUGGGCGCGCUGUGCUACGCCGAGCUCGGCACCACCAUCACCAAGUCCGGCGGGGACUACGCCUACAUGCUGGAGGUGUACGGCUCCCUGCCCGCCUUCCUCAAGCUCUGGAUAGAGCUGCUCAUCAUCCGGCCCUCCUCGCAGUACAUCGUGGCUCUGGUGUUCGCCACCUACCUGCUCAAGCCCAUCUUCCCCACCUGCCCCGUGCCCGACGAGGGUGCCAAACUGGUGGCCUGUCUGUGUGUCCUGCUGCUGACAGCUGUGAACUGCUACAGUGUCAAGGCUGCCACCCGUGUGCAGGAUGCCUUCGCUGCGGCCAAGCUGCUGGCGCUGGCUCUCAUCAUCAUCCUGGGCUUCGUGCAGCUGGCAAAGGGUGAUGUGGAAAACCUGACCCCUCAGAAAUCCUUCGAGGGCACCAAGGUGGGCGUUGGGAACAUCGUGCUGGCUCUGUACAGCGGCCUCUUCGCCUAUGGAGGAUGGAAUUACUUGAAUUUUGUGACAGAAGAGAUGAUAAAUCCCUACAGGAACCUGCCCCUGGCUAUCAUCAUCUCCCUGCCUGUGGUCACGCUGGUGUAUGUGCUGACCAACUUGGCUUACUUCACCACGCUGAGCACCGAGCAGAUGCUGACGUCUGAGGCCGUGGCCGUGGAUUUUGGGAACUACCACCUGGGUGUCAUGUCCUGGAUCAUCCCUGUCUUUGUUGGGCUCUCGUGCUUUGGGUCUGUCAAUGGAUCUCUUUUCACUUCUUCCCGGCUGUUCUUCGUGGGAUCCCGAGAGGGGCACCUGCCCUCCAUCCUGUCCAUGAUCCACCCCCGGCUGCUCACCCCCGUCCCGUCCCUCGUGUUCACGUGUGUCAUGACCCUGCUCUAUGCCUUCUCCAACAACAUCUUCUCAGUCAUCAACUUCUUCAGCUUCUUCAACUGGCUGUGUGUGGCCCUGGCCAUCAUUGGGAUGAUGUGGCUGCGCUACAAGAAGCCAGAGCUGGAGAGGCCCAUCAAGGUGAACAUCUGCCUGCCCAUCUUCUUCAUCCUGGCCUGCCUGUUCCUCAUCGCCGUUUCCUUCUGGAUGACGCCCAAGGAGUGUGGGAUCGGCUUUGCCAUCAUCCUCAGUGGGAUCCCCAUUUACUUCUUCGGGGUCUGGUGGCAAAACAAGCCCAAGUGGGUUCUCCAAGGCAUCUUCUCCACCACCGUGCUGUGCCAGAAGCUGAUGGAGGUGGUUCCUCAGGAAUCCUAGGCAGGACAAGCAGGGACUCUGAGCUCGAGGAAACGCACAAGGUUAUUCUGAGAUGACACAAGGAUCCGACCCCUCAUCCCCAAUCCCAGGCACCGGAGCUGCCUCCUGCUGCCACCACUGCCCCAAGGCUCUGCUCACCUCCUGCAGCCCCUGCAGCCCCUCCCAGCCCUGCAGAGCAGCCAGGAGAGUCCUUGGUACGAGCCAGGAGGAGGAAUUGCAAAGGGCACUGCCAGGGGGUGCUGCCUGUGCCCUCUGUGUGUGUGUGAGGGCUGUGCUUGGCUCUGGGGGCUCCUUUGCUUUGGGAUCUGCUGGAGCCUGGGUUGAGUGUUCAGAGUGCCUGGGGGGGGAAGCUGGGGCUGCCACAGAGCCCUGGGGGGGGUCCUGAGCUGCCUUACCUGGCCCAGGUUGGGGUGGGAAGCAGAGCUUGGCUGAUGUUGUCUCACUGCCCCAAACUCACACCCCUAUGUGCUGCUGGACACUGGAUGUGGGGGGCUCUGAGUGUCUCUGUGCUCCUCACUCAGGGCCCUGCCACCCUCUGGGUUUGGAUCACCCCUCUCAGAUCCUGGCAGCUCCCUGCUGCUGAGCCAGCCCUCCAGGAUGCUGCUCCCCACAGUGCCCAUCCCUGGCAGUGAGCACUGAGGGGGAGUUCCUGCUGAGAGCCCAGGAGCUGCAGUCAGCAGAAGGCCAAGUCCUUGGCUUGCUCAUUCCAUGCUUCUCUGUGCCAGGUUUUCAUCCAGCAUGGCAUGAGCAGCUCUGUGCUCUCUCUCCUCAUGGCCCUGCUCAGGGAGCCAUGUUUGCCCCUAACCCACCUGCAGAGAGAAAUCGGGGGUGGGCAUUGCCCUGACACAUUCCCUGGGGUCUCUGUGCACUGCCCGGGGCUGCUCCCUUUGUCCUGCUGUGUUUCCUCUGGAAUGUGCCACGGAGAUGGGACCAACUGGCUCUGGGCUGUGGAGCAGGGCAGAUGUCCUGGCUGGCUGGAGCCUCCUGGGGCUGCUGGAGAUCAUGGAAUGGCUGGGUGGAAAGGGACCUUACAGCCCAUCCAGUGCCACCCCUGCCAUGGCAGGGACACCUUCCACUGUCCCAGGCUGCUCCAAGCCCUGUCCAGCACUGCCAGGGAUCCAGGAGCAGCCAGAGCUGCUCUGGGCACCUGUGCCAGGGCCUGCCCACCUCUGAGCAAUGAAAGUGAGCUCUGCUCUAAGGAGCAGAGCCUGGCCUGAUCCUCCUUUGUGCAUCAGGUCUGGCUUGAUGAGAUGCCAGCACCACCCUCCUGCUCCAGGAGCCAUCCCUGAGCACAAUCCAUGAUCUGCAUGUGAAAUCCUGGUUUGCUGUUGUGGGUGGUGCCAUCCCAUCCCUGAGCACCCCAGAAUUCCUGUAGUUCCCCAGUAGUCAGCACUGUCCCCUGAGGGACACGUGGCUUUCUUUGCUCCAAAGUGUCACCCUUGGAAAGCUGCAGUUCCUGAACCAUUUGCUCAUUGUGCCUCUGUGCUCUGACAUCUCCUGGAAUUCUGAUCUUCCCCCACUGGAGCUGCUUUGCUGUGUCUGUUGCAGAUCUUUGUGCUUUGUGCAGGUGGCUUGGUGAACUAUUCCUCAUUUUCUUUUAAUCUUGGCCAUUGGGAAGCCGGGGUGCUCCAGGAGCUGUCACUUCCCACUGGGUUCUCCUUGAGGCAGAGUUCUGUGGGCUGAAGGGGCUUUGAGGACACCCUGGUGCUCACUCACUCUGUGUUAUUAGGGCAGGGGCAGCUCCACACUCCCACUAUGCCAGCCCUGUGUCCUGCUCUGGGGCAGAACAGGGGAGACAAUCAGCUCUUUAUUCCAUGGCAGCUGGGGUGGAGAUUCCAAAUCAGCUCAGUGGCAGUGUGGAAAUAUCCAGUGACAGUGUGGAGAUUCCCAAAUCAGCUCAGUGACAGUGUGGAAAUAUCCAGUGACAGUGUGGAAAUAUCCAGUGACAGUGUGGAGAUUCCCAGUGUCAGUGUGGACAUUCCCAGUGACAGUAUGGAGAUUCCCAAUCCAGCUCUCUGGGAGCUGAGUUAAUCCGUGAGGAUUUGCAGCUGCUUUGGGAAUAUCCAGGGGGCAGACCCCAAGGUUUUUGGCCAGUGCAAUGAGUUGGAGCAUCUCAGGUCCAAUGCCAGUGGAGAGACUUUGGCAUAAAUAAGGUCAUGAAUCACAAAAUCUGAACUUGAGUUUUGGCUUCUUCCAGCUGUAGGCUGAGGUGGUUUUGAGGAGUGAUGGGAAAUCACAGCUCCUGCUGGACCUGCUCCAUGGAGAGGGGACCUCAGUCUGUCACCUGCCACUCCAGCUGCAGGGUUUUUUGGCUGUGAGGUCUCAGGGCAGCUCCUGCAGGGCCUGGGUUCAGCGUGGGGGCUCUCAGUGCCAAAAUCCACCAGCAGAAUUCCUUGGGAUGCAAAGCAAAGGCAUUGGAAUCUCAGCCACCUCAACCCAGCUGGCACCAAGAGCCCUCCACAGAGAGCUCAGCAUUGGGGCCAGACCUCACAGAGGCUGGCUUGGACAUGUCCAUCAGGUGAUGACCAUCACAGUGCCCUCCUGGUGACCCUUUCACUCUGCUUUGAAAGAGGAGCUGUCACACUAAAAAGUAAUUUUUAAGCAAUCAAUGGAUUUUGAUUAAAUCCUUAACUGGCUUGCUUUGCUUUUCGUGGAUUUCCAUGGUUUCUCACUUGCUGCUGAAGAUUUUCUCUUGUACUAACCUGAGGCUCUGAUCCCACCUCUGUGGCCAUCUCAUCAGCAUCUCCUUGGCAAUAGAGGUUUAGGAAGAAACUAAACCAGGUACCAGCACAGAGCCACAAAAAGGCUGAAUUUGGUCAGCCUCAGCUCACAGCUCACAUCUCAAAGCUGAUCUGCCAAAAAGCUGAUUUCUUUCACCCUGGAGUCAUUGAUCCCCCAGAGCUGCCCUCCACCAGAGCUUGGUGGCACGGCUGGAAGAGCUUGGGUUGGUUUUUCCUGGAGGUUUGGGAGAUAAUGAGGAAUGGGGAAAAACUGAAUUUCAUUUUAGAAAGAAAAGACCACAAGCAGUUUCUGCAAUCAUGGAAAUGGCUGCCACAGCCCCUGCUGUCUGGUGUGGCAGCUCUUCCCUUGCAUCAGCAACAUCUGCCCCCAGCUUGUGCUGUUCUGAUGGGUUUGGGUAUGGGAGAGGGAGAACUCACCCCUGGGAACAACCUUGCUGCUUGUUUCCCUCAGACAUGGAGUGAGGUGUGUCAGGGAGGGCAGGGGAGGGACAGAGUUCCCAGUUUCCCAUCCUUGCCAGCACUGGAGGUGGGAUUUCCCUGUUGUUUUGUGCUCUUUGGGGCCCGUGGUCAGGCAGGGAGGGAGAUGAACCCUCCCCGCCAGGACCCUGCAGCCACAGUGACCUCCAGGAGGUUCCACAGGAAUCUGUUCCACUGACAGCUCCCUGCAAGUCCUGCUGGGGCUGUUCUGUCCAUGGAAUUCAGGUUGGAAAAGACCUUGCAGGUCAUGGAUCCCACGGCUGUGCCAUGGUCCUGUGCUGUGAGCUGACUCCAGAUUCCAGUUCCUGCUCCUCUCCAGUUGUUGUGAGUUCAGGCUCCCAGGCUGGCAGAUGUUGUUUGGGGUGUUCACAGGAUUGCAUCCUGCAGGGAUUGCUAAACAGAGCAGGAGCUGCUGGCCAGGCACUUCCAUACCCACUGGGUUCCUCUUUCUAAAUGUACCCUUCCUCCAGCUGGGAGGGGAACCAGCCCUGCAAGAACCAGGGGGAUUUAUGUCAUCAUGAUGGACUUUUAAUGAUUUUAUUUUUUAAAACUUCCUGCAGAAUUUGCAGUGGUUUCCAUCUCAGACACCGUGUUCUGGUAAACAGGCUUUUGUUUGGAACAGCCCCCUUGGUGGCCACGGAGUUCAAAGGGACUCUGGCACAGUUGAACAAACUUUAAAGGCCCUUCAGCUGGGCUGGGGCUCCUGGGAAGUGGCUUUGUUGUUGUCCAAGGCCUCUCCCAGUGGGUGGCUCAGGCAAGGGAAUAAAUUGGGCUCCUCCAGGGGCUGCUCCGUGGUGGGUCCAGGCAGGGGCAGUGGGGCUGGUCCCUGGAGCUGUGACUUCCCAGCCCUGAGGGAUUUUCCCAGUGGCAGAGCCCUGGUCUGGCUGCAGGGAAUUCCAGGGAAUGUUUCCACUCAGCCUGGGAAGGUACCCGUGCCUUCAGCUCUGGGGCUUUAAUGGAAAAUCAAAUUACAAACCAAAUCCUUGAGGAAACUGCCAAACGUUGUCCUUACACAACUUGGGCUGCUCCCGUGGGAUGCCAGCUCUUCCUCCCUCCACUCUGCAACCUCCUGACUCAAAUUGGGAAAGGGCUGGAACCAAACAGCUCCUGGAGCUUGGGAAAAGGCAGCCCCAGGGCAGGGUGGCUCCAGGCUGGUGCUGAGCUCUGGCUGGGACCCCAGGGACUGAAUCCCAGCCUGUGCCUCAGCCAGAGCCAGCCAUGACUGGUGCCAAGGAGGGAGAUCCUGCAGGGAUGGGAAUCUGCUCAUCCUGCAGGGAUGGGAGUCUGCUCAUCCUGUAGGGCUGGGAAUCUGCUCAUCCUGCAGGGCUGGGAAUCUGCUCAUCCUGCAGGGCUGGGAAUCUGCUCCUGCAUUGCUGCAGGGAUGGGAAUCUGCUCCUCAUCCCUGCAGGAAUGGGAAUCUGCUCCCUCAUCCCUGCAGGAAUGGGAAUCUGCUCCCUCAUCCCUGCAGGAAUGGGAAUCUGCUCCUCAUCCCUGCCAGGACAUCCUGGAGCCCUCGGUGCUGAGGGAAGCUCCAGGGGCUCCUCAUUCUGGGUGUCUCCUUGAGGAGUUACACCCAGGAUGGUGCUGGCUUUGCCUGGGCUCGAGUUCUUCCCAGUUGGAACUGGAACUGGAACUGGGUUGGGAAUGUGUGGGGGAUGCUGCUGAGCUCCCGUUGGAUGGUGCAGUGGUAGGAAACGUGGCUUGGGGUCGGUGAUCCCAAAGGAUCCCAUAGCCAGAGGGUUAUUCCUUGCCUGAGAAGGGGUGUUGCUUCCUCCAGCUGUGGACGUGGUAAUGAGUAAAAAUAAAAAGUAUUUUUUUAAACACUGAAUUAAUUUCUAAACUGCCUAAAAGAGACUUUAUAGCUACACCUGAGUUCCUCCCCAGGGCUGAUGUUCAGCCCAGCACAGGGACUCCCCCUCAUCCUGGGCUGUGGCUGUGCUGGGAUCAACAUCAGACAGGGAAAAACCUCCUGGUUUGUUCAGAGGAUGGGGCAGGUCCAUGUCCCACAAAACCCUUGGGGAGGGAGGAUCCUGAGGGGUUCCCAGACCUCGCUCCCACCCUCAGGACAAAGGGAGGGUGACCUCCACUCCCUGUGGAGAAUCUGACUUUUCAGACACUUUGCUUUGUAUUUUUGUUGUUUUUUUUUAAACACAGGAAAAAAAAGAAAAGCUCUUAACACACACAAGAAAACCUGAACCUGAUUUACGAUUUUGUUAUAUUUGGUUGCUUUAAAAAACCUGUUUUACUAAUUUAAAUAUAUCUGUAGAUGACACUAUAUUUAUUUGAAAGGGGUAAAUAUCUUUUAGUCUUAAUUCUUCUCCAGUAAGCGCUGUGUAUCCCAAUGUUUGUGUUCCUGGCAGCACAGCAAUUCCACUGACUGAGGGCUGGGCAGCCAGCAGCUCCUGAAUCCAAUGGCCUUGGACAACAAGAUGUCUCUUGCAAUGUAAUUUUUUUUUUUUUGGUAGUAUUUCUUGAUUCUUUUAUGUCUGUGGUUUAACAAAUCUGUUCAAUGUUUGGGUUGUUCUAUGUUUUGGGUUGUUUUGUUUUGUUUUUUUAACAAAGAAAGCUGAAUUACAACA